Messenger RNA from Drosophila persimilis, 330 nucleotides. RefSeq lists its product as uncharacterized. Bases 1 to 330 code for a protein of 109 amino acids. NCBI's taxonomy places the organism in Eukaryota, Metazoa, Arthropoda, Insecta, Diptera, Drosophilidae. The record is from RefSeq and is a predicted model, not a curated record. The transcript has a single exon.
AUGUCAGAAACGGCGAGAAACAACCCAACCCGAAAAGGGGAGGAGACCGUGAGCUAUGCCCUGUACUUGCACCGCCAGGAACUGGGGCGCCCCAAGCGGCGUCUGAUGCGCAUUGCCGGCACCAAGCUGCAACUGACAAACGAGCUCAUCCUCCUGCAGCAGCGGCGUCAGUGGGCGGCCGAUAGUCCCGCGGAGCUCGUCUACCAGCAGAGGAGUGCCCUCAAUCGGGAGAGCAUGUACCGCGACCGGCUCUGGCGCAACAUGCAGCGGCAGCUCGAGAAGCAGCACCACCGCCAGCGGCUGAAUCUCCAGCAAAUGGGAAAGCUAUAG